Molecule: messenger RNA, 270 nt
Organism: Trichoderma gamsii
Lineage: Eukaryota; Fungi; Ascomycota; Sordariomycetes; Hypocreales; Hypocreaceae
Product: dolichyl-phosphate mannosyltransferase polypeptide 2, regulatory subunit
Exons: 3
Coding region: 1-270 (89 amino acids)
Biological process (GO): GPI anchor biosynthetic process
Cellular component (GO): dolichol-phosphate-mannose synthase complex; endoplasmic reticulum membrane
Molecular function (GO): enzyme regulator activity
Source: RefSeq, a predicted model, not a curated record
AUGCUCGACAAGCUCGUCGGUUUCACCAUGCUGGUGGCCGCCUCCGUCAUCUUCCUCUACUACACCAUCUGGACCCUCCUCAUGCCCUUCGUCGACGGCGACCAUCCCCUUCAGAACCUCUUCCUCCCUCGCGUCUGGGCCAUCCGCAUCCCCGUCAUCCUCCUCCUCCUCGGCUCCGCCGUUGUCGGCUCCUUCGUCGGCAUGGUCAUGAUCCGAAGCAACCAGAAGAAAGCUGCCAAGGCCAAGGCUGCCGCUAAGAAGAAGGCUUAA